AUGGACGGCCUCGACGACUUUGAGAAGGCUCUCGCAGCCGAAAAGGGCGAGCGAGAGCGCAUUGAACGCGAAAAAGAAGAGCGCAGGCAACGCAAGAAGCAGCGCAGCCAUCAUCACCACCACCGCGAACGCGACAGAUCCCCCGACAGACACCGCGAACGCGAUAGGGACAGGGACAGGGAUCGCGACCGUGAUCGCGAUCAUGAUCGACACCGGCAUAGGUCACGACGUCAUGACGAGGAAGAUGAAGAUGGACACAGGCACAAGCGAUCGCGCCAUUCCAGAGACGACGAGGAACGACGAUCGAGGAGGCACCGGGAGAGAGACGACGAAGGACGUGAACACAAGCACGAGAAAACGACCGACCCGAAGGAAGACCUGCCGAUUCCCGAUGAAGAGUCUGUCCCAGCAGACAAGACCUCCACUCCCUUGGUGCGCGACUCCUGGAUGACCGCGCCUUCGGCCAUCGACAUCGACUACGUCCAGCGAAAAGACAAGGACGCCAAACCACCGCCACCCAAGGAAGAGCCGGCUAGAAUCAUUCACGAGAGGGAAAUAAACAAGGACUUUGGAGAUCUCAGCAACGUCACGGCCUUGGAUGAGAAGCUCCCACCGAAGGAGAGGACCAUCGACUACACAUUCGGCGACAACGGCUCUCAGUGGCGAAUGACAAAGCUCAAGGGCGUCUACAGCAUGGCAGAGGAGUCAGGCAGGUCUGUAGAAGACGUCGCCCUGGAGAGAUAUGGGGAUUUGCAGGACUUUGACGAUGCCAGGGAAGAGAAGACUGAGAUGGACCGGCGGAAGGUGUACGGCGACGAGUACGUGGGCAAGGAGAAGCCGACUGGCGAUCUGUACCGCGAGCGCAUGGAAAAGCACCGUCAUGACCCGAUGCCCGUUGACGAAAGUCCUAUGGAAGGCAUCGAGCAGGGCACUGUAAUCCCAGACAACGCCAUGCUGCAUACCCCCAUCGACCAGACAGCUCUGAACCGGAUGCGAGCUCAGAUGAUGAAGGCGAAGCUUCGUCGGGCCCCUGAUGCCGCCAAGUUGGAAGCCGAGUACAACGCAGCUGCCGCGAGCUUCGCUACGAAUGGUCCUCAGUCGGUCGUACUCGGCGUCAUGGACAACCGCAUGCUUGCUGGCUCACGGGGCGAGGUCAAGGCUAUCGAGACAAAGCGAGGGCGAGAGCGCGGCAAUGUGGAGGCCAACGAGGAUAUGUCGAUCGAGGACAUGGUCCGCGAGGAGCGCAGGACACGCGGUCAGACGGGCGGCGAGGGUAUGCGACUUGCCGAGCGUAUUGCAAAGGAUGGCAAGUUCGACAACGAUCUGGACUACAUGGAUGAAAACGCGGAGAAGCUCGCAAAGAGAGUCCACAGGUCAGAGAUCAACCUCAAGAACGUGGCCGUCAACGAGUAUCAGAAAGUCACGCGCAUCUUGGACAACUGCCCUCUCUGUCAUCACGAAGACAAGGGCCAGCCGCCGUUGGCGCCUGUUGUCUCUCUCGGCACUCGCGUCUUCCUGACGCUGCCCACGGACCCCGAAGUCAGCGAGGGUGGUGCGAUGAUCACGCCAAUCGCUCAUCGCAAGAACCUUUUGGAAUGCGACGACGACGAAUGGGAGGAGAUCCGCAACUUCAUGAAAUCCCUAACCAGGAUGUACCACGAAAAGGGACAGGAAGUCAUCUUCUACGAGAACGCCGCUGCUCCUCAAAGACACUUACAUGCUGCCAUGAUGGCUGUGCCAAUUCCCUACGAAGAGGGCGCGACAGCCCCGGCAUACUUCAAGGAGGCAUUCCUCACAGCCGACGAGGAGUGGUCGCAGCACAAGAAGAUCAUCGACACCGGGGCCAAGGCUCGAGAUGGAAUGGGGCGGAUGGCUUUCCGGCGGAGCAUCGCCAAAGAGAUGCCCUACUUCCAUGCCUGGUUCACUUUGGACGGGGGUCUCGGUCAUAUUGUCGAGAACUCUGACCGCUGGCCCAGAGGUGACCUGUUCGCGAGAGAGAUCAUCGGAGGCAUUCUGGACGUGGCGCCGGACGUGAUCAAGAAGCAGGGAAGGUGGAACAAGGGAGACCGCCGGGUCGAUAGUUUCAACAAGAAGUGGAGGAAGUUCGACUGGACCCGAGUCCUCAGCGAUAGCUAG
Molecule: messenger RNA, 2136 nt
Organism: Colletotrichum karsti
Lineage: Eukaryota; Fungi; Ascomycota; Sordariomycetes; Glomerellales; Glomerellaceae
Exons: 1
Coding region: 1-2136 (711 amino acids)
Biological process (GO): mRNA splicing, via spliceosome
Cellular component (GO): post-mRNA release spliceosomal complex
Source: RefSeq, a predicted model, not a curated record